Chelonia mydas (Green sea turtle) is the source of this 8968-nucleotide messenger RNA. It is a transcript of the gene PDE2A, whose product is annotated as phosphodiesterase 2A. The coding region runs from base 317 to 3160 and encodes 947 amino acids. Gene Ontology annotation, molecular function: 3',5'-cGMP-stimulated cyclic-nucleotide phosphodiesterase activity; protein homodimerization activity; 3',5'-cyclic-GMP phosphodiesterase activity. Gene Ontology annotation, biological process: cGMP catabolic process; negative regulation of receptor guanylyl cyclase signaling pathway; regulation of mitochondrion organization. NCBI's taxonomy places the organism in Eukaryota, Metazoa, Chordata, Testudines, Cheloniidae. The transcript is spliced from 31 exons. Gene Ontology annotation, cellular component: mitochondrial inner membrane; mitochondrial outer membrane; synaptic membrane. The record is from RefSeq and is a predicted model, not a curated record.
GGCUCCAGCCCCCUCCUCGGGCGCUGCAGGGGCCGCGGGCGUGGAGCGGCUCCGCCGCGGGGCAGCCCGGGCGGGUGUUUCCCUCUCGCUCGCUCACACAUGCUCCCUCGCUGCACCCGCCCACCCUGCAUGCUCCAGCGAGCUGCAUUGGGAUCGGUGACGGCUCCCGUCCUCAGACACCCGCCCCCGAGCCAGCUCCGGGAGCAUCCGCCGCCGAGGCGAGCCGGGAGAGAGAAGGGCGCCGGGACCUCUGGCCAGCAGCAUCCUCAGCCCUCGCCUCCUCCUCCUGGCCGGGCUGGCGAGAGGAUGAGGAGCGAUGGGCCAAGCUUGCGGCCACUCCAUCCUCUGCCGGAGCCAGCCCUACCAGCCGGCCGCGUCUGACAUACGGGGCCAGCAGGUUUUCCUGAAGGCGGAGGAGACGCUGCCCAGCUCCGAGGCGCUACAGGAUGCCUUACUGAGUCUGGGCUCCGUGAUCGACAUCACCUGCCUCCGGGAUGUCAUCAAAGAUGCCAUUACGUCCGUGCUCCCCAAAGUGGAGCAUGUGUACAUUUACCUGCUGGACGGAGAAGCCAGGCUGACCUGCGACGACCCUCCCCACGAGCUGCCUCCCGAGGGAAAGAUCAGAGAUGCCGUCCUCAAGCAGAAGCAGGUGGGAUGCAAUGGGCUGCCCCAGUCGGAGCUCCAGGGCAAACCGAUGGGCAGCCUGGCGGCACCUUUGCCUCCUGAUAAGCAAGUGUUGAUAAACCCGCUGGUGGACAAGGACUCGGGGGAGGUGGUCGCUGUCAUCCUGGUGCACUGUGGGCGGCUGAGCGAGUCGGACGAGCAGAACCUGCGGGCGCUGGAGAAGCAUGUCCUGGUGGCGUACCGGCGUGUCCAAACCCUCCAGAAGCUGCAGCCCUGGCCCCAGGUCAGCCUGUCCACCAGCUCGUCCCAGAAUUCCCUGGCCAAGACGGAGAGGGCAACACACAGCGGCUACAGCGACCUGGACCGCAAGAUCUUGCAGCUGUGUGGGGAGCUGUACGACCUCGACGCGGCUUCGCUCCAGCUCAAGGUCAUUAACUAUCUGAAGCAGGAGACCCAGUCCCCCUGCUGCUGCCUCCUGCUGGUCUCGGAAGAUAACCACCAGCUCUUCUGCCAGGUCGUGGGAGAUAAAGUGCUGGAAGAGGAGAUCAGCUUCCCUCUGAUGUUUGGGCGUCUGGGGCAGGUGGUGGAGGAGAAGAAAUCCAUCACGCUACAGGACAUCAGCGUGGAGGAACACAAGCAGCUUCACAACAUGCUGGGAUUCGAGGUCACCUCCAUGCUGUGCGUGCCGGUCAUUAGCCGGGCCACCUCCCAGGUGGUGGCCUUAGCCUGCACUUUCAACAAGCUGGGAGGAGAGAGCUACACGGAGGCCGACGAGCACAGAAUCCAGCACUGCUUCUGCUACACCUCCACCGUCCUGACCAGCACACUGGCCUUCCAGAAGGAGCAGAAGCUGAAGUGCGAGUGCCAGGCGCUCCUGCAAGUGGCUAAGAACCUGUUUACGCACUUGGACGACGUGUCGGUGCUGCUCCAGGAGAUCAUCACGGAAGCCCGGAAUCUCAGCAACGCCGAAAUAUGCUCGGUUUUCCUGCUGGACACGUUCAGCCAUGAGCUGGUGGCCAAGGUGUUUGACGGGGGCGUGGUGGAUGACGAGAGCUACGAAAUCCGCAUCCCAGCGGAUCAGGGCAUCGCAGGUCACGUGGCAACGACGGGGAAGAUCCUCAACAUCAAGGAUGCCUAUUCCCACCCGCUCUUCUACCGUGGGGUGGAUGACAGCACCGGCUUCCGGACCCGAAACAUCCUCUGCUUCCCCAUCAAGAACGAGAGCCAUGAGGUCAUCGGGGUGGCGGAGCUGGUCAACAAGAUUAACGGGCCUUGGUUCAGCAAGUUCGACGAGGACCUGGCCACGGCUUUCUCCAUCUACUGCGGGAUCAGCAUCGCCCACUCGCUGCUCUACAAGAAGGUCCACGAAGCCCAGUACCGAAGCCACGUGGCCAACGAAAUGAUGAUGUACCACAUGAAGGUCUCGGACGAGGAAUACAAAAAGCUGCUCAGUGACGGGAUCUGCCCCGUGGAAAGCAUCGAUUAUCGCUUCGCCGAUUUCACCUACACGCCGCGCUCGCUGCCCGAGGAUGACACGCCCAUGGCCAUCCUGAGCAUGCUGCAGGACAUGAACUUCAUUAACAACUACAAAAUGGAUCGCCAGACGCUAGCCAGGUUCUGCCUGAUGGUGAGGAAGGGCUACCGGGACCCUCCCUAUCACAACUGGAUGCACGCUUUCUCCGUCUCCCACUUCUGCUACCUGCUCUACAAGAACCUGGAGCUGGUCAAAUACCUGGAAGACAUUGAGAUCUUCGCCUUGUUCAUCUCCUGCAUGUGUCACGACCUGGACCACAGAGGCACCAAUAACUCGUUCCAGGUGGCUUCGAAAUCCGUCCUGGCGGCGCUCUACAGCUCCGAGGGCUCUGUCAUGGAGAGACACCACUUCGCACAGGCCAUUGCCAUCCUAAACACCCACGGCUGCAACAUCUUCGACCACUUCUCCCGCAAGGAUUACCAAAGGAUGCUGGAUCUGAUGAGGGACAUUAUUCUGGCCACGGAUCUCGCUCACCACUUGCGAAUCUUCAAGGACCUGCAGAAGAUGGCGGAAGGCGGCUACGACCCGGAGAACAAACAGCACCACAGCCUGCUGCUCUGCCUGCUCAUGACCUCCUGCGACCUCUCCGACCAGACCAAGGGCUGGAAAACCACCAGGAAGAUCGCUGAGCUGAUCUACAAGGAGUUCUUCUCCCAGGGAGAUCUGGAAAAAGCCAUGGGCAACCGCCCCAUGGAGAUGAUGGACCGGGAGAAGGCCUACAUCCCCGAGCUGCAGAUCAGCUUCAUGGAGCACAUCGCCAUGCCCAUCUACAAGCUGCUCCAGGACCUGUUCCCGAGAGCCACCGAGCUGUACGAGAGGGUGGCCAGCAACAGGGAGCAGUGGACCAAAGUGUCUCACAAAUUCACCAUCAGGGGCCUCCCCAGCAACAACUCGCUGGACUUCCUGGACGAGGAGUACGACCUGCAGGGGAUGGACAGGGAGAGCGCCAAGAUGAACGGCUGCCUGGACUCGGAGGGGCACAUGGAGACGGUGGCGCAAUGAGGUUCUCCUCACUGCUGGGGGGGGGGGGAGGGGGUGACAGAACGACAAACUCAGCGACUCUUUGUCCCUUUUCUCCUGGAUCCAAAGGAAAGAGGGAGCUGGUUUUGAUAAAUCCUUAUUUGUCCAGUGCGUUCUCUGCAGUCACGGUCCCGCCCAGGCCGUGCCUAGCCCCGCAGGUGGGACGGCGGCUCUGAUUCACACCUGUUCAGGACACUCACCCAUGUGCUCUUUUGGAUGCCGGGGGGGCGGGCGUUAUUCCUUGGACUCCUUUUGCUGUACAUUGAAAUGAACCGCACUUCCCUCAUCCCCUUCUGUACGGGGACCAUCGCUUUUCAAUGGCUCCAGGGCUCGGUGUCUGCGCUGGGAACAGAAGGGGGUUCGCCAGGGCCAGGGAGAGUGUGUGCUUUGAGAAGGCCUGAGGCUGCCCUUCCCCUCUGAGCACGGCUGCCCUCACUUCCCAGACCAGGAUCUCAUGCUUCACGCCCUCCUGAGAGCUGAACUUCACGGGUUGACUGACAUGGAGGACUUUCGCCGCUGGCUGCUUCAGGGUGGGGGGAGAGGUUUUCCUGCAGGCUGAUCUGCAAACCCUGGCUGUUGAAUGGGGAGUUACAUGGCCCGUGAGGCUGGGACAGGGGAGAGCUGUGCAGGCAGGCAGGGACGGAAAGGAGAGGGAGCCAGUCGCCGAGGAGAGUGGAAAUGUUCCCGAGGGUUGCAGAGACGAAUGGCCGGGAGAAAUCACGUGUGGCGUGUCCUCGUGAACGUAUCUGUGGGCGCGGAGCAGUAGGGCCGUAGAACCGGGUCUUUGCUCUGGGGAUGUCUGGCUGAGAGCACGAUGUGUUUUUCUGACCUCCAGGCAGUCGGGCAUGACAGGUCCCGUACUUCCAAGCACAGGCUCACGGCUGCUCUCCUCCCAAUGACGGCCUCCCUGCUCUCGGAUCCAGGGCCAGCCGCCUCCUGCUGUCUCGCGGUGGUGGAGGGCAGAGGAAGGGUGUUUAGAUCCAGAGAGGAGCACAAAGCCAUCCGUCAGGGAAACCUGUCCUGAGAGGACACUGCAGGAGAGGAGAGACUGGAGUCUGCAGGCCAUAAAACGCCCCUGAUCCAUGCACGUGCCUCUAACUGCUGACCAGAAACGCCAGUGCAUGAUCACUGCCAGCUUGUGAUCUCAGAAGGGGGCGUCUGCGGGGCCAGAGCCACACCCGGUGUAAGCAGACGCACAUCCAGUGACGUCAGCACAGAGCACUUUCCCCUUCGCCCACAUCUUGGCCCAUCGCUGCCUUUGUAAUUGAAACCUGCCCUUUGGAUGCUUUAGCAGAGAAGGUCCCGGUACCCACGUGUGCCCUGCAAAUACCCAGCCGAGCCAGCAGCCGACCACGCAGACGCGCCCCGGCUGCCCUUGAUGGGGCGCGCCGGUUCCAGAAGGCAUCUGCCAAGCAGUGUCUCCCUGAGCUGUGGUGUUCCCUGAGCAAUGGCGCAGAGCCGGAGUGCAGUGAGCCAGCUAGCACUCUGCACCCUUCACCAGAUGCACGGGCCGCCUGUCCCUUGUCUAGCAGGGCCAGCACGGAGAUUAUUUAGAGGCCUAGAUUGGACACAGAAUCCAGAGGGCAUGUGUCACACACGCCAUCUGAAAUGUGCCGGGGGCAGCGUUUCCUGUGGACGCUGGAGGGGUUUUAAGCCUCCUUCAGGCCUUUUAUUAACACGCUCACCGGUCUCUUUUCUGCUGCACCCGCUGUGUUAGUGGUGUGGGGCCGACGGGUCUAAGGGACUCGGGGGAUGGCGGGAAUGCAGCAGGGAGAGAAACGCGCCAGCCACCGAGCGUACAGCUUGCUAGCUACGUACCCACGUGUCGCACUCACAGACCCUAACCUGGCGCUUUCCCCGCUAUAUGCCUUGAAUUCCAACUGACUCCACGGUCUGCGUAAGGUCUCGGGCCCCUGAGUGGCAGAGCUGCAGCAAAGCGUUCAGCUGAUCGCCAGGAAAGCAGGAAAUACGGACUUUCUCCCCGAGGCCGGUACUGUAGUGUUGUGGCCAGCGCGUCCCAGCUGCCCACGUGGACUCUGAGGGACAAAUCGUCGUCUGCUGAGCAAAUGAUUGUCAAGGGGGCGAGGUGUCCCAGCCUUCAGGGAAACAGACGAUAGUUAUUUGAGAGGGGGCAGAGCCCUGUCUCCUGCAUGGCCUGGUCCCACUGGUCCCACGUUCUCACUCAAGAGGACAUCUGGUGCUGAAGCACUUGCCGGUUUCGUUUGCUAUUGAUCAGAGGACAGGCCUGCUGGUGGAGUCCGUGUGGGCCUUUAAAUCCUUUCCCACGUCAUCUUCCCCUGCCAAUCGCAGCAGUCACUAGUGUACAUAGCCCCGGGUGCUGUUCCUCCUUCUUGGGAAGACACUGAACGGCCUGGGCUGGAUUCCUGGCCCCACUGAAAUCAGUGGGUUUGUGCCAUUGACUUCAGUAGGGCCAGGAUUUCGCCCUGGCUGUUCCCCCCAGGAUAUCACUCCGCGCAGAGGCCAGUCUGCUGCUUUCUCACUUGUCUUCUGCAUGCUCAACUUGAUUCUUUCUCACAAGGGGCAUCAGCAUGGGAACAGGGUCUGGGAUCUCCAUGGCCAGGGGCUCCUUGGUCUCCCAGCUGACGGCGUAAACGGCUCUGUGCGGUGAUGACACAAUUCCCACCACUGGCGGUGCUCGAGGGCCAUCAGCAGAGGGGGAGGAACCCAGAUGAAGACCAAGAAGCAGGACCAGAAGGACUGUGGCAUCCACGGUUGAGGAUUACAUCUCGCCUUUGUCGUGAGCUGGAUUUGAUGGAUGGACGGGACUUCCUCUCUCUUACCCCUGUACGAGAGAUGGCCCAAAGCUAAACACCCUACACUGAAGAGCCCCAACCUUUCGGAAAGUUUAGAGCCAGAUCUGGGCUUAUGGGUUGGCCCCAUCGAGUUGAAACAGACCAGAACCCCGAUCCAAGGUCUCCCUCAGCUCUGCCCUUUCCGGCCUAGGCCCCUAACCCCUAACCCUAGCCCCUGCUCCACGCAGUCCUCCAGAUAAAGAGAGGAACGGGAGCUACAGGAGAGCGCCACCAUCUAGAGGCAGAAGAGUCUCCAAAGAGAAUGUGGCCAGGUGGUGUCAGCUGGUCUUGUGUCGUUUUUUGUAGCAAGUCCAGAGAACCCAGGCUCUUCCCCAAUAAUGGAUACUGCAAAACAUGGAGGUAGGCUAGCGUGGCCCAGGGGGCCCCGACACUGCAAACUGCAUUGAUCACAAUGAACCAACUGUGGCUGUCCCUAGGGGGUGAAAUUCACCCUGUGCAGAGUGCUGGUGUAACACCGACAGACCCCGGUUGUCGGCAGAUGGGAUCAAACCUGGGGCCUCUGGAGCUUAGUGCAUGAGACUGUCCCGCGUGAGCUAAAAGCCGCCUGGCUCUUAGCUAAGGCUGCAGCAGACUCAUGAAUCUCUAAGUGGUCUGGGUGCCUCUGGAGGGGACAGAACACCACACCCAGGAGGUGUGUGGGUUACACUGGCACAAGCCCACUGCACAAAGUCCCAGCUAAACCCUAUUUCGAAGGCACAAGCAGGCCACAGGGGCGUAUUUCACAAAAACUGGUCCCUUUGCUUUGCUAAAGCCGCACCUUCUGAAAUAGCGAGCCUGGCGAACCUCAACUAAAGCCAUCCGACGCCGACCUGGCGGCAGGAGUCUUUGCAUACUGGCUGUGGGGUGUCAGCGUGGGGGGUCAGCAUGGGGGUGGAGUUACAUAAAUGUCUGGUGGAGGGGGAUGAUGAUGCCCUUACCCAAUACUCACUGCUGAGUGUCUGAAGAGUGUUGACUGGCCUGCGUUACGUGGGGGCUCAGACUCUGUGGUGACAAUGGUCCGAUCUGGCCUUAAAACCUACGGCUGAGGAGCGGUAGGAGCUGCCGGGUGUGUUUAAUCUUCGGGCACGGCUACACGUGCAGCGGUAGAGCGCUGUGAGUUAAACCCGCCUUCGUAGGGCGCAGUAGGGAAAGCGCUGCAGUCUGUCCACACUGACAGCUGCAAGCGCACUGGCCUGGCCACGUUUGCGGCACUUGCCGCGGCAUUGGGAGCCGUGCACGAUGGGCAGCUAUCCCACCGAGCACCUCUUCCCAUUCUGGCGCUGUGGCUUGUGGGAAGGGGGCGGGGCAUUCGGGGUCCUGUCCCAACGCCCUGUGAUGCAUCGGUUCGCAUCCCAGCAUUCCCUUUGCUUCGGUCCACAUUGGGUGCCAUCUUUCAACAUUUUUUGUACUGCGCGUUCUGUCUUCCCUUUCGGUCUGCGGGAAUGGAGCCCGAACUGCUGAGGAGAAUUUUCAGUGCUGUAAAGUGGGGGAAAUCCCAGUCAGAAGCACAUCGGGCCUGUAAAUACCCAUGCUGGUAAACACAGCAGCUGAGGCUUAGAGUCCUGGAGACCAUGCUGCAGGUUUCCAUCUCAGAGCAGUGCUCAGCAUGGGGAGAAAGAGGGAGCUGGUGUUUAGGGCAGCAGAUUGCGUUCUAAAUGAGGAUGCUAUUCCUGGCUUUGCCAUUGACUCACUGCGCGACCUCAGGCAAAUCACUUUCUCUCUCCCCGUGCCUCAGUUUCCCCAUCCAUGACUCUCUUAUCUCACAGGAGCUGCUCUGAGGCUGGAACCAUUAUUCAGGCUUUGAGAGCCUCAAAUGGAAAGGGCUACCAAAGUGCAUCAGUGUAAUCAGCAGCUGGACUAUUUACCUGGGGAGGAAGGGCAGGAUUGUCUGGAUCCUGUGGGUGGAUGAGCACUGCAGUGUGUAAAUGUAGGAACAUCUGGUCUUCAGCGACAUGCAGUACACAUGGAUGUCAUCCCUACCUGCUCUGCGCACCAUCCAGCGACCAGACAUUGGCUCGUGCUGUGGGUAUGAAUUUCUUGUGGAUUUGGGCUACAUACAGAUUUUCCUCGGGGUCUUUUUUUAAUUGUAUGUUUCUCUGAAUAUAUGUCGUGUGUGCUGAUGUAUGUGGGGAACAGUGGGAGACUCUGAAGACAAGGAUGCUAACCGAAAACAUGUAUUCAUUUGCCUUACCUAUUCAGAGUUGCCUUUAGAAAGAUGCUUUGUAUAAAAUACUUGGUAGGACCGUGCGUAGUUACUAAAUGUGAAUGUUGGCUGAUAGCUUUGUAUAGGAGUACGUCUAUUUCUUUCUACCACAGUCCCUCUUAGAACAACUGUAAGUAUUUGCAGAGGGGAAGAUAGCAAAGAAAUUGAAAAUAAAUAAAUAAAUAAAAAAACCCUAAAGGCAAAAAAACCUCCCAACCCUGAAAACAAAGCUUACUCUGAUUGUUACGCUCCAUUCGAUUUUAUCUGGCAGUGCUUGUAAUUAAUUUGUAACCACCACGUUGUAUUAUAGCCAUUGUUUGGGAAUGGGAAAUUAUUUAUCGACACUCCAUCUUCCGCUGCGUGAAGAGCAAAGUUGACGGUGUAUGUAAACUUGCAGUAACGUGGUUUUAACGAUAGUUUCUAAGGGUCUGACUUAUCCAUUGGUGGCAUCCUGGAAAAGGGCGCAUAACGUGGGGCGGGGGAAUCAGUGGGUCAAAUCUAUCCCUUUUUUCUCCACUGGAGCUGUGUAAAUAAAAACAGAGGGUGAAAUUCACCCCUGUGUAAGGCCUGUGCAUAACAAAGCACUAGGACUUAGGGGGUGCAUAGAACUUGUGCUGGCCUGAUUUCCCCCUUGGAGAACACCACCACUGCUAGCUUACAUGCGGACAUCAGCGCUUUUCCCCCGCAGCCUGGACCUUUUCUAUUCGGACUCUUUCCUGCAAAUCAAGCAAGAGCUGGGACCCACACCAGGUGCUCCCUUCCUUCCGCUCACUU